GAGUACAUCCCGUCUCCUCCGUGGUCUCGGGCGGCGCUGUUGAUGAACCCCCGCCAUGUCCUUGAGCUCCUGCGCCAGUGCCGCUCCAUCCGGCACCUCGACCAGCUCCACGCCCACCUCCUCGUCCACGGCCCAUCCGCCGAGGCCUCCCUCGCCUCCCAGCUCGUCGCCUCCUACUGCGCGCUCUCUGGUGGAGCCGGAGACGGCGGGCUCUGCCACGCCCGCCGCCUGUUCGACAGAGUUCCCGACCCGGACAGGUUCACUUACAACAGCCUUAUCAGGGCGUACUCCAACAGAGGUUGCCCCCAGGAGGCGCUGUGCCUGCACCGCGAGGCCCUCCGGCGCGGCAUCCUGCCGAACGAGUUCACGCUGCCAUUCGUGCUCAAGGCGUGCGCCAGGGCGCGAGCCGCAGAGCACGCGCUGGCCACCCAUGGAGUGGCUGUCAAGCUGGGUUAUGUGCGGCAGGUGUUCGUGGGCAACGCGCUCCUGCACUCGUAUGCGUCGGCCGGGUCGCUGCGGGACUCUCGGCGGUUCUUUGCUGAGAUGGCGCCGGACAGGAAUGUUGUGUCGUGGAACACGAUGAUUGGUGGAUAUGCACAGGCCGGGGAGACCAGCGAGGCGUGCGCCUUGUUUGGAGAGAUGAGGCGCCAAGGAGUGUUGGCCGAUGUGUUCACGUUCGUCAGCCUGCUUCUCGUUUGCUCAAGCGAGGGAAAUCUUGAGGUUGGUCAGCUGGUGCAUUGUCAUAUGUUGGCUAGUGGAUCCCGGGUUGAUCUGAUUCUUGGCAAUGCACUUGUGGACAUGUAUGGUAAGUGCGGGGAUUUGUGGAUGGCUCGUAGAUGCUUUGACAUGAUGCCCGUGAAGAAUGUCGUUUCGUGGACUUCCAUGCUUUGUGCCCUGGCAAAACAUGGCUCCGUUGAUGCUGCGAGAGAUUGGUUUGAGCAGAUGCCGGAGAGGAACAUAGUCUCUUGGAAUGCCAUGAUCUCUUGCUAUGUUCAAGGUGGCCGAUUCCGUGAAACUUUGGGUCUUUAUAACCGUAUGAAAUCUCUAGGUCUCACUCCAGAUGAGGUUACCUUGGCUGGUGUCCUCUCUGCCCAUGGACAAAAUGGCGAUUUGGCCUCUGGAAGGAUGAUACACUGUUAUAUUGAAGACAGCUUUCGUGAUCCUGGUGUCACUCUACUUAAUUCACUUCUUGAUAUGUAUGCAAGAUGUGGUCAGGUAGACACAUCCAUAAGCUUGUUCACUGAGAUGCCCAAUAAAAACACUAUCUCUUGGAAUGUGAUUAUUGGAGCGCUAGCCAUGCAUGGGCGUGCACAAGAGGCAGUCAAGUUCUUCAGAGCUAUGGUAUCUGAUGCCUUCUCCCCUGAUGAGAUCACAUUUGUCGGUCUUCUUUCUGCAUGCAGUCAUGGUGGUCUACUAGAAGAUGGACGGUAUUACUUCAAAGCCAUGAGACAUGUUUACAAUGUUAAGCCUGAAGUUGAGCACUAUGCUUGCAUGGUUGAUCUGCUUGGUCGGCGUGGCCAUCUUGCACAAGCUGUUGAUCUGAUAAAAAAUAUGCCAAUGAAGCCAGACGUUGUGGUUUGGGGUGCAUUACUUGGAGCCUGCAGGAUCCAUGGCAAUGUAGAGAUCGGCAAGCUAGUGAUCAAACAACUGCUUGAGUUGGAGGGAAUUAAUGGAGGCUUGUUUGUCCUAUUUUCUAAUUUGCUGUAUGAAACUCACCAGUGGGAGGACAUGAAAAGGCUCAGGAAGCUAAUGAGAGAGCGGGGAACAAAAAAGGAUAUGGGUGUUAGUUCAAUUGAAGUAAACAACAGCAUACAUGAAUUUGGAGUGGAAGAUAUUAGACAUGAAACCUCAAGUGAGAUAUAUGCGGCAGUUGAUCAGUUGGCAUAUCAUUUACUCUCUUUGCAUGUCCUGGCUGUGCAGCCAGUAGAACUCAUCAUGGAAGAGUGAAAUAAGCUAUUUAGGAGUGCUCCGAUAGCCAAUCUGAACCUAAUGCAGAGCAUGGGCUGCAAAGGGAUAUAUUCAUAUCAAGUAGCCUGUCUGAUGAAACCUGAAGUUUCAGGCUUUCUGCAGAUACCACGGUUCACUGGGGCAACCAACUCAACCAACUGUACAGACAGUUAGGUCAGUGGCACUACACCGACAACACUCAGGAUUCUCUGCCUUGGCUGUGAUGUCUCACCAAUAUCUGGAGAAACUAAAGCUCAGAAACGUAAGUUCAUCAGACCGACAGAACCACCUGAGAGCAUCCUGACUGCUAAUCACCUGUAAGGAACCAAGUUGUUCUUAGCUUUACUGGGGAUUGAACUGUAUACAUACAACAGUUUUCUUGUACUUUUACCUGGCCAGCAGUUUGACUGUGCCAUGAUCAUGACAGAAAGUUAAUCGUCACAUAUGAACUCACCAAAGAAAGAGGUAUUUGUAUUUUUGGUAGAAAAUAAAUGUUCGAUUGAUCAGCUGGAAAUUGGGAUCGGUGAUCUUUUUGACGGGAUUAUGCUAGGCAGGCUAUGCACCCUGCACCUGAUACACUCCUUGGAGGCCAAAUCCUAUUCAGCUGAUAUAUAUUCAGAACUGGUGCACAUGUUCAAGUUUCAGGCUAUCCAGGAUCCAGAUACUUCUCAAGGGUCCUUGCUGGUAAUAAGGACCUGCUAUCGGAACUACUAACCGAAGAAAGUGCACCACCGGCAUGUAACUAUUGAAUGAAUUUCUUCCUGGGGAUGGGCUUGUCUAAGAAAGAUGGUGUGCUCAAUGAUGUCUAGAUUGUCCCCACUUCUGGGCACGGUACUGAGCUUGUUUUGGAACCAGAGCUUGAGUUCCUGUUACAAACCACGAAGAAGCCUCUUAAAGCAACUGUGGAAUAUUCAAGGCACUUCAGCUAUUCUCUGGAGAGGAGGAUGAAGCCACUGUUUUCGGUAAUUGAGUGUAGAAGCAUAUACCGCAGUCUGACAGACAUAUUUCCAUAAAACAAUGAACUUUUUGCUGAAGCGUACUUGGUUGACUUACAAUUGAGGUAAGGUUGUUAAUUGACUUUCAUAAAGAGCUAACCAUGUUGUCAUGCCUGAUUAUACAUAUUUAUGCUUCCAUCUGGGGAGGCUGUUUUUUGAGAUGCAAAGCCACUUCAACGGUGUUGAUCAUUCAGAUGGCAAGCACUGUAUACCGCAUGAUACCAGAAGAUAAAGGUUUUUCAUGGUCUUAAUUCACUGUUAGAACACCAGUUUAUCAUAAUUGGGGAAUACUUUAAGAACUGGAUGACAAACACCUUUAUUUUUCACCA
Triticum urartu is the source of this 3271-nucleotide messenger RNA. RefSeq names its product pentatricopeptide repeat-containing protein At2g22410, mitochondrial. Gene Ontology annotation, biological process: RNA modification. The record is from RefSeq and is a predicted model, not a curated record. Lineage: Eukaryota; Viridiplantae; Streptophyta; Magnoliopsida; Poales; Poaceae. Gene Ontology annotation, molecular function: RNA binding; protein binding.